This is a messenger RNA of Sarcophilus harrisii (Tasmanian devil), 4317 nucleotides long. RefSeq names its product CD36 molecule (gene CD36). Gene Ontology annotation, cellular component: caveola; cell surface; cytoplasm. Gene Ontology annotation, biological process: lipoprotein transport; receptor-mediated endocytosis; lipid storage. NCBI's taxonomy places the organism in Eukaryota, Metazoa, Chordata, Mammalia, Dasyuromorphia, Dasyuridae. The record is from RefSeq and is a predicted model, not a curated record. Gene Ontology annotation, molecular function: low-density lipoprotein particle binding; low-density lipoprotein particle receptor activity; scavenger receptor activity. The transcript is spliced from 15 exons. Bases 540 to 1955 code for a protein of 471 amino acids.
CUAGCCACAUAUGAGAAUAAUUAUAGGUUCUCUAGAAAACUAGGUUCUGUGAUAUCCUGGCACAUAGGAGUUUCUUAGAGUACAGCCUACAACAGUAGUUGUCAGUAAGUCAGCUUCUUACUUUCUACCACAUUGUCAAAAAUUCUAUCCUUAAAAAAAUCUAUGGAUUAAAAAACCAGAAGAGUUCAUCAGUUGCUGUUAUUUGUGUAUGUGGUGGUUUCCCAAGAAAAGCCUGAGGGAUCAGAAAGGGGUUUUCUUUGUUUUUAAGUGGAAAAAUAGAAGAAUAAAAAUCAUAAAGUGUUGAAGAUUGAGGAAAAAAGCCAUCUGAUCUACCUUUGGGAUCAUUGAAGAUUUCAAAUGAUUGGAAGAAUUACCUAUUUUUCUGAAAUAAAUCAUCUCAAAAUCUCUGUAUAGCCUCCCUCCUGCUGCUUUUCCUGAAGAAGUAAUAGGAUCAAGUCCCUUGGACAUUCAGCGUGAGAGACCUGAAGAAUAAAAAAGAACCUGGUGCCAAACCCUAAGUGGUUCCUUAAACAGGAAAAAUGGGCUGUGAUCGGAACUGUGGGCUCAUCACAGGUGCUGUCAUAGGUGGAGUGCUGGCUGUACUGGGAGGCAUAUUAAUGCCUGUUGGAGAUAUGAUUAUUCAGAACACAAUUAAAAAGCAAUGUGUCAUCGAAGAAGGUACAAUUGCUUAUAAAAAUUGGGUUAAAACAGGCACAGAAGUUUACAGACAAUUUUGGAUAUUUGAUGUGCAAAAUCCAGAAGAGGUGAUGGUUAAUAGUACCAACAUUAAAGUUAAACAGAGAGGCCCUUAUACAUACAGGGUUCGCUAUCUAGCCAAGGAAAAUCUAACUCAGAAUGCAGAUAACACAGUUUCUUUUGUGCAGCCCAAUGGUGCCAUCUUUGAACGUGGACUGUCAGUUGGGUCAGAAGAUGACAGCUUUACUGUCCUCAAUCUUGCUGUGGCAGCUGCACCCAUUCUGUAUCCAAAUGCUUUUGUCCAGAUGGUAUUAAACUCAUUUAUCAAAAAGUCCAAAUCUUCUAUGUUCCAAGUCAGAACCUUAAAAGAACUAUUGUGGGGCUAUAAAGAUCCAUUCCUAAGUUUGGUUCCCUACCCUAUUGAUACCACAGUUGGUGUCUUCUAUCCUUACAACAAUACAGUAGAUGGAGUUUACAAAGUUUUCAGUGGAAAAGAUGACAUAAGCAAAGUUGCCAUAAUUGACACUUAUAAAGAUAAAAAGAAUCUCUCAUAUUGGCCAGGUUACUGUGACAUGAUCAAUGGCACAGAUGCAGCCUCAUUUCCUCCUUUUGUGGAGAAGACCAGGAUAUUGAGGUUCUUUUCCUCUGAUAUUUGCAGGUCAAUCUAUGCUGAAUUUGAAACUGAGAUCAAUCUGAAAGGGAUCCCGGUCUACCGAUUUGUCCUUCCAUCUAAGGCCUUUGCAUCUCCUGUUGUAAAUCCAGAUAAUGAUUGCUUUUGCACGGAAAAAGUUAUCUCAAACAACUGCACAUCAGCUGGUGUUCUAGACAUUAGCAGUUGCAAAGGAAAAAAGCCAGUGUACAUUUCACUUCCUCACUUUCUACAUGCAAGCCCUGAUGUGCCAGAACCUAUAGAUGGGCUAAAUCCAAAUGAAGAAGAACAUCGGACAUACCUGGAUGUUGAACCUAUCACUGGAUUUACUUUGCAAUUUGCAAAACGACUACAGGUUAACAUACUUGUUAAACCAGUAAAAAAAAUUGAAACUUUAAGUAAACUGAAACGACACUACAUUGUCCCAAUUCUUUGGCUUAAUGAAACUGGUACUAUUGGUGAUGAGAAAGCUGAAAUGUUCAGAAAACAAGUAACUGGCAAAAUAAACCUCUUGGGUAUGGUAGAAAUGGUUUUACUUGCCGUUGGUCUGGUGACCUUUGUUGCAUCCAUGAUUGCAUAUUGUGUAUGCAGGUCAAAAAAAAUAAAAUAAGUAGCAAGAAACACUCUGGAUACAGAGGAUAGCUGUGUCAUAAUCAGGAUCUUUAGUAACAUUGACUCAAAUAAAGGACAUAGUUUGUAUACACAGACUAUAGUAAAGAAAAGCUGAGACAUUGAUCUUAAAACUACAUAUUUAUCUCAUACUUUUAAAAAAUGGAUCAUGAUUAUGUUGGUUGUAAAAUCUAGAAAAUACAAUUAUACAUGAGUAAAUUGUUCCUAUCACUAGUACUAUCUGGUAAGAGAUUCAGUACAAUUGUUGAAGUUUGCACAGGCCACAAGGACUGAGAUUUCCAAAGUUCCAUGGGAAAAGAGCUAUCACCAAUCACAUUGCCUAUAGUCAAUAAUAAUAAAGUAUUUUUUCCCCUUAUUCAAAAGCUAUUAGUGCAACACUUCAUGAGGAAAAAAUAACUUGAAAGGCCAAUAAGACUGUUUGAUCAUUGGCCUCACUAUUUCUAUUUUAGCCCAUUGAGAAACAUAAAAUGUAUCAGUUACAUUUUGCCUAAAUAUAGGCCCUGUUAUUCUUGACCCUGUGCUCAGAAAAAUGAAAAUCCUUCAAUCUCCUGUCUUUUCCUUUUUACGGAUACGGUUUUGGAUAUUUUCCCCAAGCUUUUCAGUUGUUUAAGAAGUUUGUGAGAAUAGUCCUUCAUCCUUUCAUUCAUCCAAGGUUUAAGGUUGGUUACUUCAGAAUGCAGAAAUGUCAUCAAAGAUAUGAAUCAAAAGUGUUGUUUUUUUAUGAAUUAUGCUCAGUCAUACAAUGUGUAUAUUAAUAAAGUUAAUAGUGACAUUAUAACUGAGGAUUAUAUAGUUCCAAAAGGAUUGAUUUAAAAUUCAAAUGAUUUUAAUUAGUUCUCUUUUAUAUUAUCUUACUGUACUAUAUCUUCAUUUUCAUAUAGCACAUAUCUUUCUUUUUUGUUCUCCCAACAUGUGAAUAUUUUAAGGUGUCUUUUCUUCAUCCAGAUUCUACCUAAGUUUCUCUGACAUUCAAGUUACAAUAUCUUGAUUUGUUUUAACUUAAUUUUUUCUGAAGAAUUGGGGAAGAAAAGACUGAAACAUGAUGUGUUCCUUUUCUUGUUCUUUAUUUUAAAAAAUAGAUGUUGAUGUACUCUUGAUAGAGUUCCUCCAUCCCCCACAUUGGUAGAGGCCUGUUUCUUCUAGGGGCAUUGAUAACACCAGUGUAUUGUAGAAGAAAAAUUUGCUUUUCUCAUAAAGAAGAGUAUACUUCAGGUUUCAUGUACAGAAAAAGGAAAACAAUUAUAUUUUUACAUUAAAUGCUAAUUCAAGAACCAGAAUAUUAAUCCUUUAUUUUCAUAUUUAAAUUGGGAACAUAUUAGUAUCUCAAAAAGUACCAUAGCAUGUCUGAGAAAAAAAAUAUCAUUGGAGAAUUCAGAGAUCUAACAAAAUUAGUUAAUUGGAUAUAUAUUUUUUCAGUGUACUAAAUAUUUAUUAGUUUAUUAUGAUGUACAAAAUCUAUUUUUCAGAUAUUAACCAAUCAAUAAGAUAACCAAAAGUUUAGAUGACUACUUAAGUUAGAAAAUAACUUAUGUUAAUUCAGCCCUCAAGAAAUUUCAUUUAAGACAAAAAGUUUAGAUGUACUUGCUGUGGUGGAAAUAUUUUAUCUUUCAUACUUAUUUAGAAGACAAUAAUAAAAAAAACCCACCAAAACAUCUUUAUGUACUAGGGAAGAUCCAGGGCUUCAAGAACUAGGCUAACAUAGUUUUGGGACAGGAAACAUGAUCUACCUCCAGUCCCCAAUACUUUCGUUAAUAUUACUUCCUAAAGCAAAGCUAGACCUGUGUUCCAUGGGGUUACACUGCUAGAACUUAAUGACAUUUAUAAUGGAUUCUAGCCCUGAUUCAGGCAUUUACAAAUCAGGGAAGUGAAAUGAGAUGCUUUAUUUUCCCACAUGCAUUGAAUGUUUAAAUGCAACCUUAACUUCACAGCACUCCUUUUAUAUUUUAGGCAUUGCAUUUCAAUUUUUAAAAUUCUUCAUAUGAUUGUCAAAGACUGAACAUUCUCAUGUAAAAUGUAUUGAAAAUAUUUCACAGUAAACUGAAUGCUGUUUCACCUUUGAAAGGACAAUAUAAGAUAGACAAGGGUAUAUCUUUCAUGUAGAAAAAAAAGAUGCAUGGAUUUUUAAUAGUUUUAUUUGUGUAAAAAUAGUGGGGGUUUUUUCCCAAAUGAAUGGCUAGUUUUCAAUGGGGUUAAGUGUUUGAGGAUUUGUAAUUAUAUGUGGGUGAAAUUCAUGAUUUUUUAAAAUGCAAAACUAUACAGAGCAAUCAUCCAUAACCUUAAUUGCAAAAAAUUAUGAAAAUCCUUGAAAAUAGUUUUUCUUGAAUAAAUUUUGCCAUUUAAAA